This is a messenger RNA of Dentiscutata erythropus, 221 nucleotides long. NCBI's taxonomy places the organism in Eukaryota, Fungi, Glomeromycota, Glomeromycetes, Diversisporales, Gigasporaceae. The record is from the annotation of a GenBank genome assembly.
AGAUUCAGAAAGAACAAAAUCGAGUCCAACUUGAUAUUACAGCUAUUUUACGAGGUGCGCCAAGACCUUCCAAAGGAAGACUGAAUGAAGGACAUGAAUUACGGCUUAGAACAGUCUUAGAUGUUCGUAGUAAUAGAUCAACUAAGAGAUUGCAGUGUUGGGCUUAUCAGUCGAUCUUAACAUGGGGUUCACCAAUACUUCAAGGAUAUUUUUCAUUUUAG